AUGGGUACUUCAACCCAAAAGGAGGAGGUGCCUAGGGCACGAGCCAGGGCUUUUCAAAUCUCAGCAGAGGAGGCAUUGAAGGAACCGGACGUCAUAACAAGUAUUUUCCUUCUCAAUAAAAGACCUGCAUGUAUUUUAUUUGACUCGGGAGCCAUAAAUUCUUUUGUGUCAUUUGGUUAUACUCAGUACCUCAAUUUUGUGCCAAUCAUGCUUGAAAAACCUUUAAAUGUUGACAUGGCGAACGGAGUAACACUAGUAGCUGAUAAAGUUUAUAAAGACUGUAAAUUAGACCUAGAUGAUCAUGAGUUUACGGUUGAUUUGAUUCCAAUAGAUAUCUAUAACUUUGAUGUGGUAAUUGGUAUGGAUUGGUUGACGAAGAACCGAGCAGAUAUCAUUUGCUCACGACGAAUGAUACGAAUUCCGAUGGAAAAUGGAGAAUUAUUAUAUGUCUACGGUGAACGACGAACGAUCAACCUUAAGGCAAUAUCUGUACUCAAGGCUAGACAUUAUUUAUCUAAAGGAUACUCGUCUUUCUUAGCAUAUGUCAUAGAUUCAUCAAAGGAGAUGAAGAAGAAGACUCUGGACAAUGUACCCAUAGUACGUGAAUACCCGGACGUGUUUCCUGAAGACUUGCCUGGAUUGCCACCAGAUAGGCAAGUGGAGUUUAGAAUCGACUUGAUACCGGGUGCAGCACCGAUAGCGAAGACUCCUUAUCGUCUAGCGACUCCAGAAAUGAAAGAAAUGAUGAAACAACUACAAGAGCUAUUGGAUAAAGAUUUCAUAUGA
Cynara cardunculus var. scolymus (artichoke) is the source of this 786-nucleotide messenger RNA. RefSeq lists its product as uncharacterized. NCBI's taxonomy places the organism in Eukaryota, Viridiplantae, Streptophyta, Magnoliopsida, Asterales, Asteraceae. The record is from RefSeq and is a predicted model, not a curated record. The coding region runs from base 1 to 786 and encodes 261 amino acids. The transcript has a single exon.